Molecule: messenger RNA, 2273 nt
Organism: Lutra lutra (Eurasian river otter)
Lineage: Eukaryota; Metazoa; Chordata; Mammalia; Carnivora; Mustelidae
Product: putative adhesion G protein-coupled receptor E4P
Exons: 16
Coding region: 57-2036 (659 amino acids)
Biological process (GO): adenylate cyclase-activating G protein-coupled receptor signaling pathway; cell surface receptor signaling pathway
Cellular component (GO): membrane
Molecular function (GO): calcium ion binding; G protein-coupled receptor activity
Source: RefSeq, a predicted model, not a curated record
UUGCCACGUCCUGCUUGAGAGAGCUUCUCAGAUUGGUGUCCCAGUAUCUCGGUGCUAUGGGAAGCAGGUGCCUGCCCCUGCUCUCAGGUCUCAGCGUCCUGCUGGCUUUGUCAGGAUCAGAUACCAAAAAUUCUGGAGCUUUCUGUCCCAUGUGCCCCGAAAAUGCCAGCUGUUCCAACAGCACCCACUGUGCUUGUAACGAUGGAUUUCAGUCUCUGUCUGGGAGGAGCUACAUCAAGCCCCACGAGAAAUGUGAAGAUAUUGAUGAGUGUACGGCUGGGCUGGCAAAGUGCAAGAAGGAAUCAUACUGCAUAAAUGAAAUUGGAAGUUACUACUGCAGCUGUUUCUCAAAUCGUUUCUUCAACUGGCUGGCUAGAUUCUUCAAGUCAGAUCAAGAAGUGUGUUAUGAGAGCUCCAGUGAGGAGACACCAUUCCUAGAGAAUGGUCAGGAAAUUCUGAGGAACAAAAGAAACAAGGAGCACAUUGCAAAAAUGGCUACCCAAAUGUUUCAAAAAAUGGAAGAGAUCAUAUGGACUGAGGAUUUAGCUUCUCCAGGGAAGCAUGAGAAUUCUACUCUUGGUAUAGUCUAUGAAAUCAAGAGGUGCAAUGAGACAAGUGAGAAGACUUUUCUAGAAGCUGGAAAUAACACUAUGGAUAUUGACUGUACUGAUGCUUUCAAAGGAACUAUAGAAGAUAGAAGUGCAGUUGCACUUGUCACUUACCAGUCUCUUCAGGAUAUGCCGAAUGGGUCCUUUUUUAAUGAUGGAAGAGGGACACAGGAAGUGAAACUGAAUUCUCAUGUUGUGAGUGGCACCAUUAGUACGAAGAAAAAAGUAUAUCUGUCUGAACCUGUGUUCCUGACCUUCCAACAUGUUCAGGCUAUUCUCUUUCAGCCUGGUGGUACAAGAACAAAACCUUUCUGUGUCUACUGGAAUGGAUCAGAAGAGGGGGGCAUCUGGUCAACAGAGGGCUGCCAUCAUGUGGGGAGCAACAGUUCACAUACCAAAUGCAAGUGCUUCCACCUCUCCAGCUUUGCUGUCCUCGUGGCUCUUGUUUCUGAGGUGGAUCCUGUGCUGACUGUGAUAACCUAUGUGGGGCUGAGCUUCUCCCUGCUGUGCCUCCUCCUGGCAGCCCUCACCUUCCUCCUGUGCCGACCCAUCCAGAGCACCAGCACUUCCCUCCACCUGCAGCUCUCCAUCUGCCUCUUCCUGGCCCACCUGCUCUUCCUUACAGGGAUUGAUCAAACUGAGCCUAAGGUGCUGUGCUCCAUCAUCGCUGGGGUGCUGCACUACCUCUAUCUGGCCUCCUUCACCUGGAUGCUCCUUGAAGGGCUGCAUCUCUUCCUCACCGUUAGGAAUCUCAAGGUGGCCAACUAUACCAGUGCAGGCAAAUUCAAGAAGAAGUUCAUGUACCCUUCAGGCUAUGGGAUUCCAGCUCUCAUUGUGGCUGUGUCUGCAAUAGUAGGACCCCAAAACUAUGGCUCACAUACUCACUGCUGGCUCAAGCUGGAUAAAGGGUUCAUCUGGAGUUUCAUGGGACCAGUGGCAGUCAUUAUCUUGAUAAACUUGGUGUUGUACUUCCAAAUUCUAUGGAUUUUGAGAAGCAAACUUUCCUCCCUCAAUAAAGAAGUUUCUACCAUUCAGGACACCAGAGUCAUGACAUUUAAAGCCAUUGCUCAGCUAUUUAUCCUGGGCUGUUCUUGGGGCCUUGGCUUUUUUAUGAUUGAAGAGGUUGGGAAGGUGAUUGGAUCAGUCGUUGCAUACACAUUCACCAUCAUCAAUGUCCUGCAGGGUGUUUUGCUCUUUGUGGUACACUGUCUCCUUAAUCGCCAGGUACGAAUGGAAUACAAGAAGUGGUUUAGUGGGAUCUGGAAAGGAGUUGAAACUGAAAGCACUGAGGUGACACGCUCUACAACCCAAACCAAAAUGGAGGAACCAGCGAUGUCAUCAGCAGUCUUCCGCAGAAGAGACGUUGCUUCUGUGCAACCACAGCCUCAGACUCUUGUCUCUGUCUCUUGGUUAAGAACAGAAAACUGAGCUGCUACUGGACAGCGCCCCCUGUGGUCACAUGUAGAUCGGACAAAUGCCACCAUUUGCAUCUUCCUCCUGAAAGCAGUUGAGGCUUUCCUCUAUUUUGGCUUCUAGCUCCAGAGAAAAAAAGUGCACCAGGGGGAGACCUCUGAGUCCCAUACCCAGUAUUGUUUAUCACACGCCAUUAAAUGUUCAAGGAAUAAUUUUUAAUAAUGAAGGAAAUAAAGAGUUUUUCUUCUUCCA